AUGCAGAUUAGUAAGGACGAAAGAACGCCGGGAAUCAUCGUUCCUAGCGUGGCAGCUCAAGAGCAACUGAUCCGUGAAAUUUACAAAGCCGCAGAUCUUGAUCCCUCGCAAACAGGAUAUGUCGAGGCUCAUGGUACCGGAACGCCGGUCGGUGACCCAUUGGAGGUGCAGGCCAUUGUAUAUGCCUUGAGCAAACAGCCCCGUGAAACGCCGCUGUACGUCGGAUCCGUGAAAUCAGUCGUCGGCCAUCUGGAAGGAGGAGCUAGACUGGCAGGUCUUAUAUAUGCUGCGCUGACUGUGGAGUCUAAAAUCAUUCCGCCCGUGGCUGGUCUAGAGACAUUGAACCCGCGAAUCAUCCAAAGGAAGGAUCUGAAAAAGAUCCGGCUGAGCAAGGAUUUGAACUGGGAUCUUAUGAUUUGGUUAUCGCGACACGUUCUUCACGCCACGGCCGAGCUCAGUGUAUGUUUGAAUAAUGCUAAAAAACUGCUCAAGGAUGGCGGUGAUCUUAUUGUGAUCGAGAAUGUAAAGCCGGAACUAAUGUGCUCCCCUUUGGGGUUCGGCUUACUCCCAGGAUGGUGGCGCAGUGUUGAGCCUUAUCGACGGUUUAAUCCCCUGAUUGACGAAGAACAAUUGCACGAGGAACUGAAGAAUGCCGGCUUUCACACUAGGUUAACAAUCAAAGACACAGAUGACAAGGUCUACGAAAUGUCUGCUUUUGUGGCAACAAGAGUACCCUCAUCGCUGUCCACAAAACGUCUCUGCAGCAUCAUUUACUCCUCUGUUUACAAUGGGCAAUAUGAAUUAGCUCGCCUGAUUGCUGGAAAGAUGUCAACGACCGAAUGCACUUGCGCUCUAGUCGACCUGAAUGAUGUUUCACCAAAUCACAUCAACGCAAUUGGAAUUGUGUUGCUCGGAUACCGGGGUCUGGACCUCUCCGCGCUCUCGGAGUCGGAGUUUAAGAAGCUCCAGUAA
Molecule: messenger RNA, 972 nt
Organism: Aspergillus affinis
Lineage: Eukaryota; Fungi; Ascomycota; Eurotiomycetes; Eurotiales; Aspergillaceae
Product: polyketide synthase
Exons: 5
Coding region: 1-972 (323 amino acids)
Biological process (GO): fatty acid biosynthetic process; secondary metabolite biosynthetic process
Molecular function (GO): fatty acid synthase activity
Source: RefSeq, a predicted model, not a curated record